This is a messenger RNA of Symbiodinium natans, 1257 nucleotides long. NCBI's taxonomy places the organism in Eukaryota, Dinophyceae, Suessiales, Symbiodiniaceae. The record is from the annotation of a GenBank genome assembly.
AUGGCCUUCGCCCUGCGCGCCGCACGGGGGCUUGGCGCCCGCGGCUCGAAAGGUGCCAUGCGCAGCUUUGCCGUUGGUGUCUUCCAACGAAACAAACCACACAUGAACAUCGGUACCAUCGGCCACGUCGAUCACGGAAAGACCACCUUGACCGCAGCCAUCACAAAGGUGAUGGCAGACGAAGGGCGAGCAGAGUUUAAGGACUAUAAUGCCAUUGACAAGGCUCCGGAAGAGAUUAAGCGUGGCAUCACCAUCAACCAGGCUCAUGUAGAGUAUGAGACUGAGAAGAGGCACUACGGCCAUGUUGACUGCCCUGGUCAUGCCGAUUAUGUGAAGAACAUGAUCACCGGCGCCGCGCAGAUGGAUGGAGCCAUCUUGGUCGUGUCAGGUUACGAUGGGCCUAUGCCACAGACCCGAGAACACAUCUUGCUCUCGAAGCAAGUUGGCGUGCCCAGCAUCGUGGUCUUCUUGAACAAGAUGGACAUGGUCGAAGACAUGGAGCUUGUCGAUCUUGUGGAACUCGAGGUGAGAGAAAUGCUGGACCUUUACUCGUUCCCUGGUGACGACACGCCGUUCAUCCGUGGUGCCGCGCUGAAGGCGCUGAACGGCGACACCGGUGAAUUUGGAGUCCCAGCCAUCAAGAAGCUCAUGGAGGCUGUCGACUCGUUCUUCCCAGAUCCGCAAAGGGACGUCGACAAGCCUUUCCUCAUGGGCGUUGAGAGUGUGAUGAGCAUCACAGGAAAGGGCACGGUGGCCACGGGCAAAAUCGAGCGUGGAAUUGCAAAGACGGGUGACACGAUAGAGAUCGUUGGUGUCAAGGAUAAGACCCAGAAGGCCACCAUCUCCGGCAUUGAGAUGUUCCACAAGACGCUCGAUGAAGGUCAGUCCGGCGACCAGUGCGGAAUCAUGCUGAAGGGCAUUAAGAGAAAUGAGAUUCUGCGAGGGCAGGUUCUUUGUGCUGCUGGUACCGUGAAAACGUACAACAAGUUUGAUGCAGACAUCUACGUUCUGAAGGAGGAUGAAGGAGGGCGAAAGAAGCCUUUCUUCACAAACUACAGACCGCAGGCAUUCAUCCGAACGGGCAUGGUGACCGUGGAGGUGCAGCUACCUGAAAGCGUCGAGAUGGCCAUGCCAGGAGACUCCCUCUCCAUCAGCCUGGCGGCCGAGAAGCCCAUGGCUUUGGAGGAAGGGCUACGCUUCGCUCUUCGGGAAGGCGGUCUCACUGUGGGCUCUGGGAUCAUUACCAAGUGCUACUAG